Molecule: messenger RNA, 4462 nt
Organism: Coregonus clupeaformis (lake whitefish)
Lineage: Eukaryota; Metazoa; Chordata; Actinopteri; Salmoniformes; Salmonidae
Product: zinc fingers and homeoboxes protein 3-like
Exons: 7
Coding region: 431-4348 (1305 amino acids)
Biological process (GO): regulation of transcription by RNA polymerase II
Cellular component (GO): nucleus
Molecular function (GO): DNA-binding transcription factor activity, RNA polymerase II-specific; DNA binding
Source: RefSeq, a predicted model, not a curated record
UGACUACGUGCGUCGUAUUUCCCUCUCCACACGCCUCCAGAAGCGGUGAGAGCCAUUCGAGAUAAACAAGAGCGACGGGGGCCAUUGUGUCACUAGCCCAAGUGGCCAGUAUCACGUUUAUCACCAUUCGAGGGAGGGAGAGAGAGAGAGGGGUACCACCCUACCUAAAGUUGGCAUCAACAAAGCCCCAAAUCUCACAUUAUUUAUUUUGUUACAUAUGCUUAGGUUUAUUGUUGACUUUUGCCCCACAAUCUGAGCUCCACCUGGAUCAAAUAAGUGCACACACACGGAGACGUGUGGUCAUGUUCCCCCACGUUCCCCUCCCAAUGGCUGGUCCAUAAUUAGGAUCCCAACUGAACCAUAAACUGACCGCUGUACUCCUCGGCCGGCUCCCACAACCCCCCCGCCCCCCCCACCAUCCGCGCCAACCAUGGCCAGCAAGAGGAAAUCCACUAUACCCUGUAUGAUCCCCCAUAAGUCCAUGCACCUCCGGGAGGAGCUGGAGCAGGACUCGUGCCUGUCAGACCCUCUCUCCCUCCUCCGACAGGCCCGGGACCAGGGCUACCCCUCCAUGGGCGCGAGCGGUAACGGGCUGAGCCCCCGGGAGCGAUCCCCAGGCGAAUCCUCCAGGCCUGAGGGGGGCAAUGAUGUCAAAGACGGGUGCGGCACCUACACGUGCAGGCCGUGUAACUUUGAGACCCAGGACCUAAACCUGUUCCUGGACCACGUCUACAGUGGCCACCCGGACUUCAGAGCUGACCCCAGCUUCCAGUGCGUGGACUGUGGGGUGUCAGCGGCCAAGUUUGAAGGCCUGGCCCUGCACAACGCCCAGGUCCACCCCAGCACAGUGUGCACCACCUUGCAGCUGAGGAGGAGAGACAGGAGGGUGGUGGUGGAGCAGAGUCUGGUGACAGGGUCAGAGACAGGGAGGGACACAGAGAUCACCAUCACCAAGACCCCCAUCAUGAGGAUGAUGAAAGGGAAGUCGGAGUCCAAGAGGUUUGUGGUGUCCCAUUCCUCUCCUGAUGAACCCUCCCCAGACCCCCUCCCCAUCUCUAAGUCCAAGGAGAUGCCGAGAAAAGAGGCCCCCACAGUGACAGUUACCCACGUCCCUACCAUAGUGCACAACGGCACAACCACCAAGGUCACGCUGCCCUCUGCUAUCCAGAUAGUGAACGGCUCGGGGGCUCUGCCCAUGCUCAAGACUGCCAUCACACAGGUGGUGUCAGUGGUCCAGAACAGGAACAUCUACCAUCAGACAGCUCCCAUCACAGUCUCCGCUGCCCUCUCCUCCUCCUCCACCUCCUCCUCUUCCACCUCCUCCAAGAACAUGCCCAAGGUGAUGAUCCCUCUGAGCAGCAUCCCAACCUACAGCGCCUCUAUGGACUGUUCCUCCUUCCUCAAGACGUCCUUCAGUAAGUUCCCCUAUCCCACCAAGGCAGAGCUCUGCUACCUCACCGUGGUCACCAAGUUCCCAGAGGAGCAGAUCAACAUCUGGUUCACUGCCCAGAGACUCAAGCAGGGCAUCAGCUGGUCUCCAGAGGAGAUUGAGGAGGCCAGGAAGAAGAUGUUCAACACCAUCAUACAGACAGCGCCCCCUAACACCCAGUACCAGCCAUUGACCCAGACCCACCACAGCCCAGCCCAGCACACCAUCAGGGUCCUGCCUGCCUCUCUGGGGCCUACGGGGAUCCCUCACAUCCUCCAGGGCUCGCUGGUGGGUCAGGGAGGGGUGAUUGUCACCCAGCCCAUGAUGGCCAACAGCAUCCAGGUCAGCAGUGCCCCCAUGGCCCUGGCGGUCACACCCAAGCACCAGGCUGCGGCCCGCCCUAUGAUGCAGGCCCGGCCUGCUGGUGCCCUGGUGGUCGAUAAGGGGAUCAGCAUGGUGGUGGGGAGCAGUAGUAUUGGAAACAACAUCAUCAUCAGUAGCCGUAGUAGUAAUAGUGGAGGGAGUACUAGUAGUAUCAGUAGUAAUAGUAGAAAUGGUGGAGGGAGUACUAGUAGUAUCAGUAGUACUAGUAAUAGUAGAGGGAGUACUAGUAGUAUCAGUAGUAGUAAUGGUGGAGGGAGUACUAGUAGUACCAUCAGCAGUAGCCGUAGUAGUUACAAUAGCAGUAGUUUCAGCAGCCAUGCUAGUGUUAUUAACCUUAGCUUUGGCAACAACAGGGGGAACAGCAUUUACAGCAAUGGCAAAGUCAUCAACGCCAAUGGUAAAAUCAACCAUGCUAUUGCUAAUCUCAGUGGGAAAAGCAACAGCAAUGCUAUCAGCAUGGUUAAAAGCAGCAGCACGGACAGCAGGUGCAACAACAGCAGCAACAGCAGUACUAUUGGUACAAUUUUCAGUGAGAGUCAAGUCACCGCUGAUAUUAAAAGCACCAUGGACAAGAAACCCAACAGCAGCAAAAAUACCAACAGCAGCAGCUUGAGCUACAAGAAAACAAUCACCACAACCAGUGGUCCCACUGCCACAGCUAACCCCACUGCCACAGCUAACCCCACUGCCACAGCUAACCCCACUGCCACAGCUACCCCUACUUCCGCCACCAGUAACACCACCACCACCAAAACAGAGGCGGCAUCUUCCCCCUCCACCAAACCUUCCUCCUCGUCUUCCCCGGCGCAGAGCGGGAGCACGGACGCCAGUGGAACCCCCAGCUCCAGAACGCUCCCAAACAGCUUCCUGGACCCCGGCUUCUACAAGAGCAAGAAGACCGUGGAGCAACUGAGCGCGCUCAAAGAGAGCUUCACCAACAACCAGUUCCCCAACCAGGAAGAGGUGGACCGUCUCAUCUCCUUCACCGGCCUGACCGUGCGCGAGGUCCGUAAGUGGUUCAGCGACCGCCGCUACCACUUCCGCAACCUCAAGGGGGGACGUUCGAGCACGGGCGGUCAGGGUGGUGCUAGCACUCCAACCACACCCGGGUCGGCUAGCGCAACGACCACACCUGGGACGCCCAGAGGUAACAGUGCUACCCCCAUGGACCUCUCAGACACUGCAACUCCCAGUGAGAACACUAAAACCUCCCAGCAGGGGUUGGCAGCCCUCAGCCCCCCUCCCUCACAGACACCCACCUCCCCCACCACCCCGUCCAGACGGCCACCCAGACCCCCCUCCCCAGACUUCACAGCCAUCCGCUACAAAGAGAGGGACCCUCAGCAGGUGAGGGCGCUGGAGGCCAGCUUCAGCCAGGACCCUGACCCCUCUGGAGAGGAGGUGGACCGCCUCCGGGCUGAGACCAAGAUGACCCGUAGAGAGAUCCACGGCUGGUUCGCUGAACGCAGGAAGAGAGUCGCUGCUGAGAAGAAGAAAGAGGAGUUGGAGAGGGCGGAGCAAGAGGAGGAGAUGGAGGCAGGGGGAGGGGAGGAGGGGGGGAAGAGUAAGGAUGAUGCUGGGGUGAAGAAAGAGGAGGAUGGGGAGGAGAGGCAGAAGGAGGAUGGUUCAGGCUCAGAGCUGAAGGUGAACCCCAUUAAGAUCAACCUGAAGAUGCUCAAAGUGACUGAGUCAGAUGGAAAACUGGAGUCUGAGGGAGGGCAGGCAGACAGCCCCACCAUGCCUACCUUGUCUCCCCCUACCCCAGCACCCUCCCCAGACCCAGCCCCAAAAUCAACCCCCACCCUUACCCCUGCUCCAUCCACAAUUCCAACUCUAACCCCAAAGCCAUCGCCAUCACCUAAACCCUCCCCCUCUACAACCCCAAAACCAGCAGCACCAUCUUCCACUCCUGCCCUCAAGCCCUUCGCGUCCCCCAAACCCUCCCCUAUCCGGGGCAAGAAGACGUUAGAGCAGCUCCACCUCCUGAAGCAGGUGUUUGUCCGGACCCAGUGGCCCAGCGCAGCCCAGUAUGACGAGCUGAUCUCUUCCACAGGGCUGCCCAGGCCUGAGGUGGUGCGCUGGUUCGGGGACUGUCGCUACGUGCAGAAGAACGGCCAGCUUAAGUGGCUGGAGGCCUACCAGACCAUGGUCCUAAAGGAGGACUUCCAGAGGGGAGACACUCAGAUGCUGAAGGCCCAUCUGGAGGCCCACGGGAGUCUGGAGGAGGAACAGGUGUUGGAGCUGGCCCAGGCUAGUGGGUUGACAGAAGAGCUGGUACGACGCUGGUUCUCUACCCAGGCUCCUAUACUGCUGCAGGGGAAGGACAGUGGGGUUGCAGCCACAGUGGAGGGGGUACCAGAGGGAAUAACACCCAACCCAUCACCCACGGUACACAUGGAGGAAGGAUCAUCAGAGCCGGUCCAAGGAGGGGGGGAGGAGAAGAUGGAACAGUCGGUGUGUGGAGGAAUGAAAGAUGGGGAAGAGAAGAGGAGCGUGGACACAAAGGCUGUGAAUCCUGAAAAAGGAACAGACUGAGGGACCUUUGUCUAGGGCAGGGUUUCCCAAACUCGGUCCUAGUCUCUAUCCCCCCCCGGGGUGCACGUUUUGGUUUUUGCCCUAGCGCUACGCAGCUGAUAAAAAAAAAUGAUU